UAAACGUUUCAAAGCACUGAGAAAAAAAUGCUGCAAGUUCAGACAGUAGACUAUUAUAAUAUCCCAGCAACACGGCAAAAAUAAUCAUUACUACCCUGAAAGCUGGUCUCACUGAACAAAGAGAACGGAUGUGUGGGCAAUUCCCGUACAGCAUGGGUUCAGGGGGUGGGAAGUGACGUAGAGGAGAGAAGAGGUUGAAAAAAUAAUAAUAAAAAAAAAAAAAAGGUCCUCCACCCACUUGGUUGGAAAGGGUCAGCAUGAGGACUGGUGCACACCAAUAAGAAGGGGGAGGACCUACAGGCAGAAUAUUUAAGAUGCUGAUCCAGAGCAGGACUUGAGGGAAACAGGACAGAGCCUGGGUUAGCAGCACUAAAACGUUGCCUUUUGACUUCUUUUAGAAACAGAAGCUCUUUAAAAAACAUUUUUAAAAAAGCAUCAAGUCUAAAAGGAUUAGCAUAUCCAGACAUGACUAAAAUCAAUCUGAGCAUCCUAGCUUUAGGCGUCACACUGCUCCUGCUAGGAACCGGGGCCCAGAACCCCAAGAAGAGGCCAGCUCCCUCCAAGCCCCCCAAGGUUCAGUGCUGCGAUGAGGUGCGCUCGCUCAAGGUCCAGGUGGCCAACCUGACCAGCCUGCUCGAGGAGUUCGGCCGUAAGCAGAAGACGGACAUGAUGAAUGUCGUGAGGCAAAUCAUGGAGCUGGACAAGCAGGACCACCAGCUGGAGGGCCGGGUCACUGAGGCGGAGAGCAAGUACUCAGAGAUCAACAACCGUGUGGAGAUCAUGCAGCUCCAGACUCUGCAGUCGGCAACCCAGACUUCCUCAGAUGCCAUAUAUGACUGUGCAUCCCUUUAUGGAAAAAGCUACAAGAUCUCUGGCGAGUACAAGCUCCCUAAAGACGAGUUUUUGGGUGCACCUGAGCUCAGCGUCUUCUGCGAUAUGGAGACAAACGGAGGGGGUUGGACUCUGAUUCAACGGCGCAAAAUUGGCUUGACUUCCUUCAACCGAGACUGGAAGCAGUACAAAAACGGUUUUGGAUCCAUUCGUGGAGACUUCUGGCUGGGCAACGACCACAUCUUCCGCCUAACGAGGCAGCCCAGCACACUGCGGAUCGAGCUGGAGGACUGGGAGGGACAGACACGCUAUGCUGAGUACGGCUUUUUCACUGUGGGCAAUGAACUGAACAGCUACAAGCUGUUCAUCGCCAACUACAGCGGGAACGCAGGAGACUCCCUACGCUACCACAACAACACCAACUUCAGCACUAUGAACAAGGACAACGACAAAUGCGUGGAUGACUGCGCUGCCCUGCGCAAAGGUGGUUACUGGUACAACUGCUGCACCGACUCCAACCUGAACGGCAUUCUUUAUCGCUACGGUGAGCACACAAAGGGCACUGACGGGAUCACUUGGUACGCCUGGCACGGCCCCAACUACUCCCUGAAGAGAGUGGAGAUGAAGGUCCGACCAGCGGGUUUCCAACCCUAAACCUCAGCUGUGUCUACCGAAUCAAGAUCAUAAAUCUCUCUUAACACCUUUACGACCAAAUUGUGUUUUCAACUUAAGAGCAUUCAUUAGUAACAUUUUAGUUGUUUUAAGCACUGAAAUGUGUCAUUUUAAACCACUGUCCCUUACGGGCGACUGGAUUUUAAUCAGUUCUCUCAUUUUCGUGAAAGCACUACGUUGGGUUUUAGUUAAUAUUGGUUAUAGUGGAAGUCAUGGGGCACUUGUAGGGCAUAUCUAAAGACUUAAAGAAUAGUUUUUGUGAAUUGUUGAUGGAAUAUGACCUACGACAAAAGGUAUUUCCAAUAAGUAGUGUCUGAUGAAAUGUCAUGAUGGAAAUAUGUAAUUUGUAAAAUGUGUACAGGUUUUUAAUGAUGCCGUUUAAUGUGAUGGAAAAAUAAAGAUAUUUUUUAAAAGAAACACGA
Molecule: messenger RNA, 1925 nt
Organism: Poecilia reticulata (guppy)
Lineage: Eukaryota; Metazoa; Chordata; Actinopteri; Cyprinodontiformes; Poeciliidae
Gene: angptl7
Product: angiopoietin-like 7
Biological process (GO): blood coagulation
Source: RefSeq, a predicted model, not a curated record